This is a messenger RNA of Rangifer tarandus platyrhynchus (Svalbard reindeer), 351 nucleotides long. NCBI's taxonomy places the organism in Eukaryota, Metazoa, Chordata, Mammalia, Artiodactyla, Cervidae. The record is from the annotation of a GenBank genome assembly.
AUGAACAGCAAAAUGAAGGAGAAGGAUAUAAAGCUGGAUAAUUCAAUGCCAGUAAACAGGUGGUUUGAUCAUUUUAGGAAGAGGUUUGGCUUAAAAAAUGUUAAGAUACCAUCGAAGCUAAACAAGACGCUGAAGAAAAUGGAGCAGAACAAGACAGCAGCCUCUAGGUACCGCCAGAAGAAGAGGGCAGGACAGGAGUCUCCCACUGGUGAAUGUAAAGAUCUAGAAAAGAAGAAUGAGGUUCUGAAAGAGAAGGCAGACUCCUUGGCCAAGGAGAUCCAGUAUCUUAAAGAUCUGAUAGAAGAGGUUCGCAAGGCAAGGGAGAAGAAAUGGGUCCCCCAGUUAGGGUAG